GACAGGGGGAUAGUAUAGUGGAUAUCAGAAUAUAUGAUAUUCUGGUUGUGACUGUCUGAGGAGAUUUGCUGAGGAGAGCAAGGCAGAAAACCCAGAACUCCUGAGAUCAACCAGAUUGAGAAAGCAGGUUGCUACACUUUGUCAGCUGCUGAAUCUUGACCAGCAAGAGUUGGAGCAAGUUGCAAGGUUCAUGGGGCAUGACAUUAGGGUGCAUUGUGAUUUCUACAGACAGACUGAUAAAACACUUCAACUGUCAAGGAUCAGCAAGCUUCUCUUUGCAAUGGAGAAGGGCACUGAGACCAUCAAGGGCCAGAAUCUCAACACCCUUAACUUCUCACUUCCUGGUAGCAGUAAGGCACAAGAUCCACAGAAACAAAGAUCAGCAAAGCAGCCAAGCCAGAAUAAACCAGACAAUGUUGCAAUUACAGAAACAGAAGAUAAUGGUGACCGUGAUGAUGAUGAUGGCCCCUGCACCAGGGUUAAAAGGAAACUGAUAAAAGAUCCUGGUUUUGACUUACCAAAGACAAACAGACUGCAAAGAAGCAGGAAAAAAGAUGAUAAUGAAAGUACAGAAAUGGAUGAGGACAACGAUGGUGAUUACGGCUCCGUUACCACUAGUAAGCAGAGGAAGAGGAAGCUGAUGGAGCAGCCCAAGACUUCUGAAACCAAGAGGCGUGCAUGGAGUGAGGAGGAGCAGGCUGCAGUUUUUAAACAUUUAGCUGUAUUCCUUGAGCGGUUCCAGGUCCCAGGAAAAGCUGACUGUUUAAAAUGCACUCAGAAUGAAAGUGCCUUAAAAUAUAGAACGUGGAGAGAUGUGAAGUACUUUAUCCAUAACAAAAUUGUGAGUCGUGCUAAAAAAAAUCACUGAGUGCAUGUCAAGCCAAGGAAUCAUUUUUAUGUUCUGUUCAUGUCACUUGUUCUAUAUUGGUCGGUUGCAAAGCUGGAUGGAUGACACUGACAUUCAUGUUGUAAUGUUGGUUAUAAUUCAUGUUUAUGAACAGUUAUCAUCAUCAUGCAACAGUUAAGCUAAGCUAAGAAGUUUUAAU
Trichomycterus rosablanca is the source of this 1046-nucleotide messenger RNA. RefSeq lists its product as uncharacterized. Bases 191 to 868 code for a protein of 225 amino acids. Lineage: Eukaryota; Metazoa; Chordata; Actinopteri; Siluriformes; Trichomycteridae. The transcript is spliced from 6 exons. The record is from RefSeq and is a predicted model, not a curated record.